GGCCGUCGCGAGACCGAGCAGCCAGUAGCCGCAGGAGUAGGUGCUCCGUGCCCCGCCCUCCAACACGCAAAAGGGGGCGCCACCUCCCCUCCUCGCACGGCACGCGAGGUGCUCGACUGCUAGUCGCACAGCAGGAGGAGGAGGUGGGAGCCGGCGGGCCACCCAUGUCGAGCGGCGCGGACGGAUCGGCGCCCGGCGCGGCCCUAGACCCAGGGCCGGGCCCCGAGCCGGACCGUGAGCCGCAGCCGCCCUUGCCGCAAGCUCCAGCUGCGACGCUGGUGCCGGCGCCGCAGCAGGAGAUGGUGGCGUUGCAGACGGAGGCGCCGGCGGUCACCAUCGUGAUGUCGCGGCCAGGGGAGGAGGUUCAGGCGCCGGCGCCGCAGCAGGAGGUGGUAGCGUUGCAGACGGAGGCUCCGGCGCCGGCGGUCACCAUCGUGAUCUCGCGCCCAGGGGAGGAGGUUCAGGUGCCCGAUGCAAAGGGCGUCUCCCCGGCGUCCUCCCCGCAGGCAGAUGGCGUAAAGGCCAUGGCCGCCUCAGUGUCGGUGACUGCUGCGGCGGCCGCGAAGGAGGCCGAGCUGGCGAGGUCCGACAGCUUCGACGACUACGAGCAAUGCAGAGUCUGUCAGCAGAAGACAGAAGAACCUCUGGUAGAUCUUGGAUGCAGAUGUCGUGGUGAUCUUGCUAAAGCACACCGCACAUGCAUUGAUGUUUGGUUUCGCACGAGAGGUUCAAACAAGUGUGAGAUAUGCCAACAGGUGGCUGUCAAUAUCCCCCCUCCAGAGACACAAGCAAGUCAGACAAGUUAUUGGGUUUGGAGGGUUGAUUCGACUUAUGGAAGGGGACGAGGAGGACGUGAAAGGGGAUGGUUUAGCCCACUUUGGGUUGCAUUUGCAAUUCUGAUUGGCGGUCUCUUAUUGGACGUGCUAAUAUCUGUUUCCCUGGGCGUCUCCGCACUUCCUGUCAACAUAAUAAUUGGCGUUCUUAUUGUUCUCGGCUUGGGCACCGCCCUUCGCCUAGCUCUGGAGUGCUGCCAGGAAUGGGGCUCCAGGAGGAACGUGAGUAACAUGCCAAGGCUGGAGAACAUACCGCCGACCGGGUACCAUCCUGCAGUAGUAUGAUUAUGGGGUCUGUAAAUAGCGUAGGAACAUCUAAGCUCGUGCUGGCUUUUGGAUUAUUCUCGUGAUUAGCUUUAGCUCACACGUCUCGUUAAAAAUCAGAGCUCAGAUUCAAAGCGUGUUGAUCACGAUCGGGAUGCUCCAAUGUAAAUACCCAGUUCCUGAUGCUCAAUGGUCACGGGCAAGUAUUGAUGCCAAAUUGUCAGCCACAGUAUGGAUGCUGCCUGGUUAAUCAUGCAGCACAGCCUCAUGGUUUGUUCUGAUGACCGCAAUGGUUGUGAAGGCUAGCUGUGGAUGUAGGCUUUGCAGUGGUAUGCAUGCCUGUUUAACUCUUCUAAUAUCGUUUGAGCACUAAGUUGGGUUGGAUGUAGCCCCUAUUAGCUGCUGAUAGCGAUGGUAAUUUCACAUGCCAAGAAAUUUUUUACA
Molecule: messenger RNA, 1541 nt
Organism: Setaria italica (foxtail millet)
Lineage: Eukaryota; Viridiplantae; Streptophyta; Magnoliopsida; Poales; Poaceae
Product: E3 ubiquitin-protein ligase MARCH11
Exons: 6
Coding region: 165-1118 (317 amino acids)
Molecular function (GO): zinc ion binding
Source: RefSeq, a predicted model, not a curated record